Rangifer tarandus platyrhynchus (Svalbard reindeer) is the source of this 2154-nucleotide messenger RNA. NCBI's taxonomy places the organism in Eukaryota, Metazoa, Chordata, Mammalia, Artiodactyla, Cervidae. The record is from the annotation of a GenBank genome assembly.
AUGGAUGCGCUAUCAAAAGCAAACAGCACCUUUGCCUUGACCCUUCUGAAAAAGCUGGGUGAAGACAACUCGAAAAAUGUGUUUAUCUCUCCCCUAAGCAUCUCCUCAGCCCUGGCCAUGGUCCUCAUGGGGGCCAGGGGCAACACCGCAGCCCAGAUGUCCCAGACACUCUCUCUAAGCACGAGCAGUGGCGGAGGUGAAGAUGUCCACCAGGGUUUUCAGAACCUUCUCAGCGAAGUUAACAGGCCCGACACACAGUACUUACUCAGAACCGCCAAAAGGCUCUUUGGAGAGAAGACUUAUGAUUUCCUCUCGUCUUUCAAAGAUGCCUGCCGCAUGUUCUACCAAGCAGAGAUGGAAGAGCUGGACUUUGUCAGCGCUACGGAGGAAUCCAGGAAGCACAUAAACACCUGGGUAGCCGAGAAGACAGAAGGUAAAAUUAGAGACUUGCUCGCUGCAAAUUCAGUUGACUCCCUGACACGUCUGGUUCUCGUGAAUGCCAUCUACUUCAAAGGAGACUGGGCUAAAAAGUUUCCCAAAGGGCACACCGUGGAAAGGCCAUUCCACAUCACGAAGAACCUGCAGAUAACUGUGCCAAUGAUGUACAACAUGUCCAUCUUUAAAACGAUGUACAUUGCAGAAAUCUGCAGCCAGAUUCUGGUGCUUCCCUAUGUUGGCCAAGAGAUGAACAUGGUCAUCCUGCUGCCCAGUGAAAGCGCUGACUUGAACACAGUGGAGAAGGCCCUAACCUACGAGAAAUCUGUCGCGUGGAUGAAGCCGGAUGUGCUGGCCGAGGAGGAGGUGGAGCUGUUGGUGCCCCGAUUCACGUUGGAGGAGAGUUACGACAUGGAGGGCGUCUUCCGAGACCUGGGCAUGACCAACCCUUCGACGCGGCCCUGGCCAACUUCACCGGGAUACGGAAACGCGCACGUGACCGGAGAGCGGCGGGAAGACGGACACGCGCACGUGACGGGGGAGCGGCGGGAAGACGGAAACGCGCACGUGACGGGGGAGCGGCGGGAAGACGGAAACGCGCACGUGACCGGGGAGCGGCGGGAAGACGGAAACGCGCACGUGACCGGGCAGCGGCGGGAAGACGGAAACGCGCACGUGACGGGGGAGCGGCGGGAAGACGGACACGCGCACGUGACGGGGGAGCGGCGGGAAGACGGAAACGCGCACGUGACCGGGGAGCGGCGGGAAGACGGACACGCGCACGUGACCGGGCAGCGGCGGGAAGACGGAAACGCGCACGUGACCAGGGAGCGGCGGGAAGACGGAAACGCGCACGUGACCGGGGAGCGGCGGGAAGACGGAAACGCGCACGUGACCGGGCAGCGGCGGGAAGACGGAAACGCGCACGUGACGGGGGAGCGGCGGGAAGACGGACACGCGCACGUGACGGGGGAGCGGCGGGAAGACGGAAACGCGCACGUGACCGGGGAGCGGCGGGAAGACGGACACGCGCACGUGACCGGGCAGCGGCGGGAAGACGGAAACGCGCACGUGACCGGGGAGCGGCGGGAAGACGGAAACGCGCACGUGACCGGGGAGCGGCGGGAAGACGGAAACGCGCACGUGACCGGGGAGCGGCGGGAAGACGGAAACGCGCACGUGACCGGGGAGCGGCGGGAAGACGGAAACGCGCACGUGACCGGGGAGCGGCGGGAAGACGGAAACGCGCACGUGACCGGGGAGACACAAGUUACUCCUGCCGGGCCACAGACACGAGGCCGUCCGCGCCGGACGUCCACGAAGGGCCUCGUCUGUCGGGCCUACACGUGUGUGUUUUAUCUGACGGGCUGCAGGAGUCCCCGGAGAAUUCCGAGUGCCGGGGUCACCCAGCGGGGUGGCUACUCCAGCCCCUACGAGGUGGCGGAAAUCUUCCUGUGGUUCUCGCUGCUGUUUGCUGCUGUCUGCAGUGCUGAGCAGGCUCACAGUAGGAAUCUCUUGUUUGCAGUAAAUGCAAGAUUAGCAGGGAAUCAUAUUUCUCUUCGCCAGACGGGCCCCUAUCCAAUCCACCGCUGGCGCUUUCACCAUCCUGAAGACCCAAGCGAGGGCCGGCUAGCUGACCUUGCCCGAAGGGCGACGUCCCUUCCGCACCUGCGAUUCCCGCGCGCGGCCGCCAUAUGGUGCUGCCGCGUCGCGGACUAG